Messenger RNA from Anisakis simplex (herring worm), 705 nucleotides. The record is from the annotation of a GenBank genome assembly. Lineage: Eukaryota; Metazoa; Nematoda; Chromadorea; Rhabditida; Anisakidae.
AUGUUAUUGAUACGUUUUGAGAAAGAAAUGAUGAUGGUAUUUUUCAGUUACACUGAAUAUAAUCUAUUCGUGAACAACGUACCAGAGGAUAUGGACGAUGCAGCAUUGUUUUUGAUAUUCGGUGAACGGUAUCAUUCAUGUCGUGGCGCAAAAGUUUAUCGCAAUUCGGAUGGUACCUCAAAAGGACUUGGUUUCGUACGGUUCUCUGAUCAGACUGAUCAACAACGAGCACUUUUGGAAAUGAAUAAGUAUCGAGUGGAUGGGCGACCAUUAUUGUUGAAGUUGGCACAACCGAAGUACCGUGCCCCGAAGCAGUCAAAACAACCACACAUACAACAGCAACAACAGCCAUAUCCAAUGCAUCUACCACAACAGAUGAUGCCACAACAUCCACAAAUAACUAACUUAUAUGAUCCGUCUUCAUCAAACUAUUAUAUGCAUCAUCAGGUUUGUCAUCCUUUCUCAAGAUUGUUUAAUCGGUUGACAUUUGUGUUUGGUUUGAGGAUUUUUGCAGUUCAGAAAGGAUUUUGUGUUCAAUUUUCAGAUGGCUCCAACAAAUUAUUACGAUCCAAUGUCAGGUGCAGGUGCAUAUCAUCCUCAACCGCAAAUGCCGUCUUACAUGAACCAACCCUAUCCAUCCAAUCAGAGUCUACAGCAACAUCAACAACAGCCACAACAACAACUACAACAAUAUCCACCAUAUAG